Paramacrobiotus metropolitanus is the source of this 2152-nucleotide messenger RNA. RefSeq names its product multiple C2 and transmembrane domain-containing protein 1-like. The coding region runs from base 189 to 1928 and encodes 579 amino acids. Gene Ontology annotation, biological process: regulation of neurotransmitter secretion. NCBI's taxonomy places the organism in Eukaryota, Metazoa, Tardigrada, Eutardigrada, Parachela, Macrobiotidae. Gene Ontology annotation, molecular function: calcium ion binding. Gene Ontology annotation, cellular component: synaptic vesicle membrane. The transcript has 5 exons. The record is from RefSeq and is a predicted model, not a curated record.
CAUUUGAAGUUUUUCGAGUUUCCGUUUCAAAAAUUCCGUAACCGACUUUGUCGGUUACCAAAUAUUUUUUAACACCUAUUGACGUAUUUAAAAAGUGUGAGGACUGCAUGGCUAAAUUUCGGGGAGUAUCGUCUGACCGGUCCUGUAUUCCUGGGAGCGUGUAAUUAUAAACCGCAGUCAAAGCAAUCAUGUCGUCGGUUAUCCCUUCCUUAACAAUUUUUCUGUUCGAGGGAGCAGAAUUCUCAUCCGAGGAUAUUAGUAAUCCUUUUUGUGAUUUUGCGCUUGGAAGCGAAGAGCACCGAACAAGUGCCGGGAGGAUGUUGAAUAUGGGAUAUCCCGUAUGGAUGGAGGAAUUCGAUUUGUUUUUGCACGACGCCAGCUGGAAAAAUUUACAAAUUUCUGUUUGGAGUUCUCAUAUUGCAGGCGCCAAGCGUGCAGUCCUCGGAACCGCACAAAUAUCUAUCGCCCAUCUACAAGUGGGCAAACCGGAAGAUAUUUGGUUGGACAUGGAAAACGAUGGGGAAUUGUGUGGAUGUCUACAUGUUUCUGUGCUGAUUGGCAAGCGCUGCCUGACCGUCGACCGGCUGGGCGAUCCCAUCAUCGGCCAGCGUCGGUUAAGCUUUCUGGAGAAAUUCCACAUCCGCAACACUAUGACAUUAUCACGAAAUGACAAUGUUGGUGUGUUGAUUAUAAAAGUAUUCAAAGCGACUGGACUCAGUGAGGACAUUCAGAAAAACAAACAGGGCGUCUUCUGCAGUGUGCGAAUCAUGGACACUCACCUAGAAACGCCGGUUAGCGUGUUGUCAUUGGAACCGGAAUGGAACUGUGUCUUCACCUUCCCGGUGAUGGAUGUGCAUUCCUUUCUGGACGUUUCCAUAUUGCGCGUAAACGGUAAAGGACGGCGGCAGUGGAAUUUACUGGGGAAGACGUUUAUGCGACUGACGGAUAUUGAGAAUGGGCGCGCGAAAUGGCACAUAUUGAAGGAUUUAAGUGAAAAUGUGAAGGAUCGAGGCGCCGUCUUUUUGGAAAUGGAACUGAUUUACAAUCCGGUCAAAGCUGGACUGCGAACACUGCGGCCACGAGAAACCUGGACAGAAGAACCGGUAUCUGCAUUAUCAGGAAAAGCUUUCGCCACUAAUAUUCAUCGAGCUAAAACUGCCGUUGCCCCAUUUACUGACUUUAUGCUCUUCGUGCGGAAAUUGCUGGACUGGGAAUCACCACCGCUGACCAUGGCGGCCUUUAUUCUGUACAUGACCUUUGUAUGGUACUGCGAAUUAUGGAUGAUUCCCUUUGGAUUUCUCGUCUGUAUUUUGGCGAAUCAGCGCGUAAAUAACAAGCGACCAAUUUCUCCACUGAUUGUUAAUCCUAACAUCGAAGAUCGGGAAGGUGACAAAGAGGAUCAGAUUGAGGAAAGGUUGCGUAAUGGCGCGGAACCGGAUGCCGGUUUUUUCCAUAAAGUUUUUGUGGAAAUUCCAGACGGUGUGCUGGCGGUUCAGAACGGUUUACAAUUUACGAUGGAUCUCUACGAACGGGCGUGCAACAUCCUGCUUUUCAAUGAACAGUGGCUUUCAUCCUUUUCCUGUGUACUGCUCUUUCUCGGAACAGUUGUCCUAUACUUUGUUCCUCUUCGCACGAUUUUUCUCGUUUAUGGUCUGCAUAAGUUUACCAAAAAGUUACGGAAACCGUUCACCAUUGGUCACAAUGACCUGUUAUCCGUGUUGUCGCGGGCUCGUACAAAUGCGGAAUUGAAGACACUGGCUGAUCUGGAAACGGUUUCACAUGUACGCAAUGUGACUGACGCUGCCAGCUAUGCGGGAACCGGAAGUGAUGAGGAGAGUGCGUCAAGUAGUACUGCGGCAAAGACAACCAGCAGGCCCGGUGCUUCGGCUCACAAUAUUGUCGGUGUCAACAAAAUCUUGAAAUUCUGAAAUGAUACGAUGAUGAUCAGAGCUAGAACUGUCUAUCUGUAGAAUACAUUUUAGUUCGCAAUUUUUAUACAUUGUCGAAAGUCGACCAGGCAGAUUUUCUGUGAUAAUUAAAUGUAGUUUAUGGAUGCAGCCUAUCUUCACACGUUGUUAGCGAUGUUUUGACAAAAAAUAAAUUACUUUUUCUUGGAUGAAGGAAAUUACUUACGGUAAUAAACUACAAGAGU